This is a messenger RNA of Pestalotiopsis fici W106-1, 1002 nucleotides long. RefSeq lists its product as uncharacterized. The record is from RefSeq and is a predicted model, not a curated record. Lineage: Eukaryota; Fungi; Ascomycota; Sordariomycetes; Amphisphaeriales; Sporocadaceae. The transcript has a single exon. Bases 1 to 1002 code for a protein of 333 amino acids.
AUGUUGUUUGGCUACUUUUGGCUCAUCUUUCCGUUGCUCGCUCUGGCUCGCCCAGAGGAUUGCGAAGAUUCUGAGGAUCUGCCCGACUUUUAUCACGGUCCGAAACGUCCUUUCCCUCAUGAACCGCAUUUCGCGCCAAAAGGGCCAUUCCGUCACGGACCAUUUCCAAAGCCUGAUGAGCCCUUCACAGACCCGGAUCUCAACGGGGCCCCGUUCAUCCAUCAUGGCAAGCCAAGCUAUAACGAGCCAUCCUACAAUGAGCCAUCCUACAAUGAGCCAUCCUACAACGAGCCAGCCUAUAUCGACCCGACAUUGGACGAGUCGACACAUGAUGACAAGUACUAUGGCCAGCCAGACACCAAUCAACCGCCUUGGAAUGAUGUUCAACCAGCUCCUAUCUACAGAACUCAAACCAAGUUGCAGACCACUUACACGAGAACGUUGACCGAAACGUUCACCGAAACGUUCACGACAAAAAGGACUACCUCUACUACUUCGACCAGCACCACUUCGACCAGCACCACUUCGACCAGCACGACUACUUCGUCCAGUACAAGUACUACUACUACCCCAACUCCCACGCCAACAACGUUCCUACUCCGAUCUUUGGGAUCGACCAACGUGCCGGACGGUACGACAUUGUUUAAUCAACCAGUCCUGUCGAGUGGCGUCGAAGGAAUCGCCACUUUCAACAACCUCGAUGGGAUUUUUACGAUUAAUGACCAGGGCUACCUCAUUGACGUGGCCACUGGCAAUAUUGCCAAUGUCGAUUCGGCCGACACGGUGCCCAUUUUCUUUGAUAGUGCAAAUGACAUCAUUUCCGCUGGUUACUUUCCCUGUCAAUGCGUCGUCGUUGUCGUCAACAAUGACCCGCCGGUCCUGAACUGCGAUUGUAACGGCUCUACCGUCUUCCAGACCGACGGCAGUGCCCAACUCAACAUUGGUCCCCAACUCAAUCCUGAUUUGUCUAGUGUAACUGUCCUGGUCGAUUAUGGCGUUUAG